CAACACUCCAAUGUCUUUCACACAUGUAAUUGACUCUCUCUCUCUAUAUAUUAUAUCUUGAAGGAAACCUCUGUCCAAGAUAUCUUCAACUCCAUAAGUCUCAGCGACUGUGCAACUUCUGAUGGCUUCUCGCCGGGAAAGGAAAAGGAAUGAAAGUAGAGGUACUAAUAGUUUUACAGAUCUGAGGGGAUCUAGGUCGUCGCCCGAGUUGAAUAGAAGUACAAGUAUUGGGCCGAGACAAUAUUCAUAUCAACAACUAGCAAAGGCCACCAAUCAUUUCUCCAGUAACAAUCUUCUUGGCGAGGGUGGCUUUGGACAAGUUUACAUGGGAUCAGUAGGUGGUCAAUCCCUUGCUAUUAAAAAACUCAAAAAUCAUCGAGAUCUACAGUCUCAAGGAAAACUGCAGGAUGAGAUUAUACUUGUUAGCACCGUCCGUCACAAAAAUCUUGUUGAACUGGUUGGUUACUGCGUUGAAGGGGCCGAUAAAUUGCUUGUUUUAAAGUAUUUUCCUAAUAAGUCUUUGGGUUCUCAAUUACAUGAAAGCGAAGAGAAUUUAGACUGGGAGACGAGGAUGGAUAUCGCUAAAGGCUCUGCAAGAGGACUGGAAUAUUUGCAUGAACAUUGUGAUCCUCCUAUUAUACAUUUGGAUAUUAAAUCAGAUAAUAUCCUUCUUGACCAUGAUUUUAAACCAAAGGUGGCUGACUUUGGACUUGCACGCAUUUUUUCGGAGGCUGCUACUCACAUAUCCGAAUCAGCAAUUAUGGGAACUAAAGCCUAUAUAGAUCCAUAUGCAAUAAAAACUGGACAGUACUCUGUAAAAUCAGAUAUUUACUCAUUUGGCGUUAUGCUUCUGGAAUUAAUUACCGGAAGAAGACCCAUAGAAGAAGACGGCUUUGAUGUUGUUGAAUGGGCAAAAUUUGAAAUUAAAAGUGCUCUGCGGGAUGAAGAAUUUGAAGAAUUUGUAGAUUCUACAUUGCAAAUGUUUGACCAUGGAGAAAUGUAUCGAAUAUUGUUCUGCAUUGAUGUUUGUAUAAAUAACCGUCCAAAGUUUCGUCCAUCAAUGAAGAAGAUACUUCUAGCUCUUGAAGGAAUUUUGCCUUUAGACGAAUUAUGCAAGGAGAAGGGUGAUAACAAAUUGCCACGGUACCCUACUUUAUAUAAAGAUCCAUCUCCUAUGAAAGCCAAUAAUAGUACUAAAAUGUGGAGAUCUACCGAUGAAGCUUCAUCUAGCGAGAGAUUUCAAGUUCGAAAUCGGAGUACAUCUAAUAAAAUGUGGAGAUCUGCUGAUGAAGCUUUAAUGAGGAGAUCUGCUGAUGAAGCUUUAAUGAGGAGAUCUGCUGAUGAAGCUUUAAUGAGGAGAUCUACUGAAGCAAUUAAUCGUUUAGCUGAAGGUGUUAAACGUCUUGAUCUUUCUAAUGAUGAUGAAGAAGAAGAUGAUGAAGAAGAGGUUUCAGAUGAAGAGGAGGAAGAAGAACUUGAAGAGAAUGAGGACGUUAAUGACAAUGACCUUAGUCAUAAGUCAAAAAUGGCUGAUGGAGGAGAGGUGAUUGCCUGCCACACCGUUCGGGCAUGGACCGAGCAGAUGGAAAAGGCACAGAAGGGAAAACAACUGACUGUGGUGGAUUUCAGUGCUGCCUGGUGCCCGCCUUCUCGUUACAUGAGUUCAGUUCUGGCAGAGAUGGCCAAGAAGAUGCCCAAUGUCACAUUCUUGGUGGUGGAUGUUGAUGAAUUGACUUCUGUUUCUGAGGAAUGGAAAAUUGAGGCAAUGCCAACUUUUUUGUUCUUCAAACAAGGAAAAGUAGUUGACAAGAUUGUGGGUGCCAAUACAGAGGAGCUGCAGUCGACCAUUGCAAAGCAUGCUGUCGACGACACUCCAACGAUAUUUACUUAUCAACAAAUUGAAUGGGCAACUCGAGGUUUCUCCAAAUUUCUCGGUGAGGGUAAUCUGGGUUCAGUUUUUAAGGGAUUCCUGGAUGGCAAAGACUUUGCAGUGAGGAAACUUGAAGAUCUUUCAGAUGAAGAGGAGCAAGAAAAACUUGAGCAGAGUAUUAAGACCAUUGGCAGUGUGAGUCACCCAAAUCUUGUUCAGCAGUUUGGGCACUGCAUUCAAGGAUCCAAUAUAUAUCUUGUUCUAGAGUUUUUUCCCAGCAACUCCUUGAAAUCCCUUUUACAUGGAAAAACAACACUGGAAUGGUCAAAAAGAAUGAAAAUCGCAAUAGAUUCUGCAAAAGCAUUGGAAUAUCUCCAUGAUAAUUGUGAUAUUAUACAUGGAAAUAUCAUGACAAAUAAUAUUCUUGUUGAUAAGAAUUUCCAGUCAAAGGUUGCAAAUUUUGGACUUAUCAAGCAUUAUAGAUCUGAGAGAACUGAUGUGUAUGCAGAUCCUGAUGAUAGAAAAUGUAGCUUUGAAGAAUCAGAUGUUUAUGCUUUUGGUGUUGUACUUUUGGAACUGAUUACCGGCAAAAAUACUAAAGAUAUUGUUGAUUGGGCAAACACUCUAAUGAAACCAGCUUUAUAUGGAGAAUAUACCGUUCUUGUUGAUUCUAAAUUGCAAGGUGAUUAUAAUAAAAAAGAAGUACAACAGAUGAUUCAUUGUGCUGCAGCUUGUUUAUAUAAAUCUCUAAAGUCUUGCCCAAAAAUGAAAAAGAUAGUUGGAGUUCUUGAAGGAAGUAUUCCUUUAAAAGAUAUAUGGAAUGUGAAUGACGGUAAAUUCUUAUCCGAAUUUAUGACAUACAAUCACCUGCCUACAAUGUCGAACUCUGCUAUAAUUCCAAAUCCUGCAAAUGUGAUUAUGCCCUAUCCUCAAGUACUCACCUGGAAGUCUACAGUUCAGAACCCGCAAAUGCUUCCUAAUUAUCCCAUGAUGGUAACCAAUAAUGGUUUUCCGGUUAACAUUCCGGCAAAUCCAUCCACUAGCAAUGGCAUGCCCACCACCACUUUUACUUAUCGGUACUAUUAUACUUAUAAGUAAUAUUAUUUAAGUAUAUUAAUAAGUUGAUGAACUACAGGAAAUGAUUAAUUUUCCCUCGGAGAUUUCAACAUGAAAUUACAGUAUUGUGAUUUAAGCGUUAUUUUGAUUGUUUUGUGCUUUCCCUUGUAUUUAGAAGGGUGUUUUCAUCAGCAGUUUGGUGUAUGUCUUGCUUAAUUUGGAUACUUUAUUGCUUGUUGAAAAAAAAAAAAAAAAAAAAAAAAAAAAAAAGAAAAAAAAAAAAAAGAAAAUGAUAGAAGAUGUCACCUUUCGCCCCAAAUUGUUUGGGUAGUCUGCCUCAUACGGAAUUCAUAUAUGCCCUUCGCGAAGCUAAUUCAACUGCUGAUUCCUUAGCUAAGCAAGGUGUUUCUCGCGAUGGUGAUUUUGUAGAUUUUCUUUUAUUAUGUUCUCUUCUUUUUUUUUUCUU
Molecule: messenger RNA, 3392 nt
Organism: Manihot esculenta (cassava)
Lineage: Eukaryota; Viridiplantae; Streptophyta; Magnoliopsida; Malpighiales; Euphorbiaceae
Exons: 15
Coding region: 122-2968 (948 amino acids)
Biological process (GO): protein phosphorylation
Molecular function (GO): ATP binding; protein kinase activity
Source: RefSeq, a predicted model, not a curated record